AUAUUUUCACCAUCAUCAUUAUCAUCACCAUCCCCAUCACAACCAGAACCCAUCUAAUCCCCCUAUUUUCUUUUUAGCGAAAGGAAUCGCGUUAUUUCUUACCAGUGCUCAUUGCCGUCCCUUCAGUCAGAGUCAUUGUUAUGGCAAUAUGACGGCAACGGUUCGCUUGCUCCAACACAAAGAUGCAGACUUGUUUUUAGGUAUACAAUCGGUAGGAUGAUAAACGCAAAGUAUCGGAGAUGAUCUGAUGAAACGCACAAGUGGGAUAUGAAAAUUGGUUGGAGCCACGGAAUCUUUGAGAGUCUUGCAGCGGCCAUUUUGUAAUCGGACUCAGGAGGAUUUCUGUUUCAAUCUUGGUGUGAAGUUUAACAGGUGUUUUGGUUAAAUAUCGUUUCGCAUCGUGUUAAAUGGACCCUUGAAAGGAUUCGCAUUUUUGCCAAGUGACUUUUGAAGGAAUCAUCUUGGCACACAUAUUUUCUUCUUGUAAUGAUUAUUUCAUCAGCCAUCUAGAAAUGAUAGCGUCUUUUGAAAUAAAGCAUCAUCUAACCUAUGUCGGAUACUAAAGACAUAACCAAAAAAAAGGAAAUAUCGUGCUCUGAAUUCUUAAUUUAAACGAUCAUUUUUAUAGACAUUGCGAGAUAUAAAGUGUUUUAUGCUGCUUCGAAAUUAAUUCUGGGUCUUGGUUUUACAUUAUUCAACCAAUAAGAUUGCAACAGACAGACUUGCUUCUGCACAAGAUAAUAGAAUAUUAAAGAGCAAAUGAAUAAUUGAUCAGUUUCUUACAAUCAGCUGGGUAUCCUGAUAAUGUAUUCUCCACCUUAGUUUAAAUCUUACACUUGUAAUUUAACCAUCUCAGUCGCCAUUAUAAAGGAUUCUUUCUCAUCCUCAUCUUCUAUCGUAAGGAUCUCUGAGGAAAGCACCAGGCAAAAGAGUGUUUUUACAGGAAAGUGAUUUCACGGUGGAUGUUGUGAAUUAAUUCACCAUCUCUUCCUCUGCAGUUUAGAAGCAGGUGAAUUGUAUUCUAUCUGUAUUUAUCUGGAUGCAUUCUUGGUUGCAGGUGGAUGCAUGCCAUGGAGUGAUGGAGAUCUACGUGCAACCUGUUUUAAUUCACCUGCCUAGCAACGCUCUCCAUCAUCGCCUUGUAUCGAUGUUCUAAUCCGUUAAAAUGAGAAUAAAGACAAAUCGGCUAUUUUCUUUUGGUGACAGUUGAUGAGAACUAUCUUUAGACUUGCAAUUGACACUUGCUGAUACCUUGCUGUUAGAAAUCAGAAAAGGGCAGCGUCGUCAUUGCUAUAUGAUGCAUUUUUCUCGAUAUUAUUCUUCAAGUGGAUCAAGUUUGAAAGGACAUCUUAAAAAAAGAACUAUAAAUGGAUGUCUGUCUCUUUACAAAUGAAUUCCGUGCUUCCUUUUCAACGUACUUUUUCAAUUGAAUUUGGCAAUUAAACUAUUUCGAAAAAUGUUCAAGGGUGUUUGCUGGACAAGGCUUGUCCAUCAGUGAAUCGAAAUGUGGGUAAAUUUUCUAACAUUUCAGAGACACAGUACGCAAUAGUCAAUAGCUGUCAAUCUGGUUCUCAAGCUUAAAGACAUUAUGCUUCUUCUAUAGCUAAAAUCACACUGAUCGAAAAUCUAAUGUCUAAAAGUAAAAGGACUGCACGUCGAUAAGACUGAUGUAAUCUUGCAAUAACCCUGAAUACGUAACAUCUGCAAGACAAGUGAUUAAUAAAAUAUAGUCGCCAUCAUUUUGUAUUCUUUGGACGGGAAGAUGCUAGCGGGAGUGUAUCACCAAUAAUAUUCAUCUGGAUUGGAACUGAGCAAGAAAAAUUAUGGAGAAAGGAAACGAUGAUGAUAAAGACCAGGCUGAUGAUGGGAAUGUUCAAAAUUUCUCAAGUCAGCAAGAGUUGGUCCCUAAUGAACAUGAUAGAGGAGGAGGAGGAGGAGGAGAGAGUGAUUAUUCUGAUAUGGAUGGUGGUCACGAAGAAGGUACAGCUGAUGGAGAAGAUGAUGAUGAGAGGAGUAGAAGAACAAGCGCCAUGGGAAGGAUUGUUGGAACAUUACAGGUAAUUAAAGGUUGGGUGACCCGAGGCGGAGGCGAGGAGCCUACGAGGAGGGCUGAUUCCUUUCUUGAGAGGUUUGCUUUAGGUGGUCCUCAGAUGGAAGAAGGUCAUCACAUCUCAGGAGGAGAUGCUUCAGGUGCUGGGUAGGUAACCAAUCAUCUUAAAUCAUUAGGAACUACCUGUUCAUGUAUAAUUAAAUGUUUUGAUCUCAACACACUACAAAAUUUACCUUACAUUUUUCGGCUAUCCACUGCACAAUUUGAGCAAUAUGAACCGGUGUUUCAUAAAGUUGUUCGAAAGUUACAGCGAGUGUUGGGCCUUUCCUGUGGGAAACGAUAUACAUCAGACAAGUGGCGUACAAAUGGGAUGUGGGGCUUGGGGUGCUUGCCCCCCUCCAAUUUUUCACGACCAAGACA
Messenger RNA from Lytechinus pictus (painted urchin), 2470 nucleotides. RefSeq lists its product as uncharacterized. Bases 1824 to 2201 code for a protein of 125 amino acids. The transcript is spliced from 2 exons. The record is from RefSeq and is a predicted model, not a curated record. Lineage: Eukaryota; Metazoa; Echinodermata; Echinoidea; Temnopleuroida; Toxopneustidae.